This is a messenger RNA of Verticillium alfalfae VaMs.102, 1932 nucleotides long. RefSeq names its product HCO3. The transcript has a single exon. The record is from RefSeq and is a predicted model, not a curated record. Gene Ontology annotation, molecular function: solute:inorganic anion antiporter activity; borate efflux transmembrane transporter activity. Bases 1 to 1932 code for a protein of 643 amino acids. Gene Ontology annotation, biological process: transmembrane transport; monoatomic ion homeostasis; monoatomic anion transport. Gene Ontology annotation, cellular component: plasma membrane; fungal-type vacuole. NCBI's taxonomy places the organism in Eukaryota, Fungi, Ascomycota, Sordariomycetes, Glomerellales, Plectosphaerellaceae.
AUGGCGGACAAUGCGGGCCGGCAGCCGCCGCCAUCGAUCGGCCAACAGGAUGACAUUGCUCUGGGGGUGACACAAUCCCACGAGGCUACCCGUCCCGGCCCCGGCGAAAAGGAGACACUCAGCCAGCCGUGCCUUGCAACAUCGCACGGCGAUAACGAUGACUUGCCCCACGACGUCCCUCAAGCAGGCAAGAAGAAGGGUCACGGUUACUUUGGGAAGCACGGCAAGCUGAGGCCGUUUCGCCUGCUCACGGCCGAUUUUCACAACAUCCGCAGCCGCUACUUCUCUGACUGGACCGUCUUCAACCAGCUCGUGCUGGCGAGUACUGUCUAUGUCUUCUUCACCAACCUGCUCCCAGGCAUCACCUUUGCCGGCGACCUCUAUGUGCUGACCGGUGAAUCCUGGGGAACCAUCGAAGUCGUUUUCAGUACUGGUCUCUGCGGCAUCAUCUUCGCUCUGUACGUACCCUCUGCUGUGUGCCGUCAGACCCCCGCCCCCCAGGCAAACGUACCCUCGGAACCCCUCCUGACCAUUGCCAGCUUCUCGGGCCAGCCGUUGACCAUCCUCGGUGUCACGGGCCCCUUUACUGUUCUCGCCGAGAACAUCUACAAACUCUGUGAGGAGAACUUUGGGGUCCCCUUUCUCCCCGUCAUGGCCUGGUCGCUCAUCCAUGCCGGCUGGAUGCACUACCUCCUCGCCAUAUUCAACGCACACGACUGGACCAUGCAGUAUGUCACUGACUUUAGCGCCGACAUUUUCUCCCUGCUCAACAGUGUCAUUUACUUCCACAAGGCUGUCCGCGAGCUGCAGCGCACCAAGAAGAUUGUAUCCAUCGCCGCAUUCCUCUACGCCAUUAUUGGCUGCGCCGGUACCUGCCUCCUCGCCAUUCUGCUGUCGACCGCCAAUUCAUGGCAGCCCCUUUUCCACAGGUACAUCCGCAUGGGACUGGCCGAGUACGCCGCCGCCAUCUCCAUCAUCUUCUUCAUCGGCAUGCCCUAUGUCGGCGACCUCGCCACCCUCGACCACAACCGGCUGAUGGUCCAGAAGAACCUUCGGCCCUCGUCCCCCGAAAGGACCCAAUUCUUCGUCGAGUUCUGGAAGGUGCCCGUCGAGUGGGUGUUCAUCUCCAUCAUCCCGGGCUUCAUCAUCACCGUCCUCUUCUACUUUGAUCACGAGAUUAGCAGCAUCAUCUGCACAGCCAAGCGGUACGGUGUGCAGAAGCCUGGGGGCUACGCUUGGGACAUCGCCCUCCUCGGCACGACAACAAUCCUCUGCGGUAUCCUGGGCAUCCCCCCGGCCAACGGCCUGCUUCCUCAGGCUCCGCUCCACUCCGAGUCGCUGAUGCACAGCGUCAUUGAAGACCCGGGCGCUCUCACAGACCCCGAGCCGGGCGAGCCGCCCCCAAAGCCUGUCACGCGCGUCUACGAGCAGCGCUACUCGCACCUCAUCCAGGCUGUCGGCAUCCUCAUUUUUGUCACGCCGCCGUUUCAGCAUGUCCUCGGCUUGACGCCCACCUCAGUCCUCGCCGGUCUCUUCCUCUUUAUGGGAUACCAGUCACUGUCUGUCAACCCGAUUCUCAGCCGCAUCGGUUACCUGGUGACCGCGCCCGCCGACCUCCCCGAGCUGCCUUCAGGUGCCUCGUGGCUCGGCGUUCACAGUUACACCAUUACCCAGCUCGUCCUCACUGGCAUCGUGUUUGGCGUCACUCUGACCGUCGCGGCGCCGGGGUUCCCCAUCAUCAUCAUUGUCCUGGUACCCAUACGCCUGCAUCUUAUGAGCAAGAUCUGGAGCCGCGAGACGCUCCGCUACGUGGAUGGCUGGGCGACGCGCGAAGGUAAGCCUGAGGAUAAUGAGGACGACCGGCGGACGGAUGGCAUGAUGGACCGGAAGACGGAGGCUGUCGACGAAGAAAAGGGGGCGAGGGCUAUAUAG